This is a messenger RNA of Dissoconium aciculare CBS 342.82, 2906 nucleotides long. RefSeq lists its product as uncharacterized. The transcript has 3 exons. The record is from RefSeq and is a predicted model, not a curated record. NCBI's taxonomy places the organism in Eukaryota, Fungi, Ascomycota, Dothideomycetes, Mycosphaerellales, Dissoconiaceae. The coding region runs from base 1 to 2520 and encodes 839 amino acids.
AUGCAGACCACCGCCGGUCACUUCAACUUCCCGUCGCACGAGCAACAGGCUCCGUCGACGUACGAAGGUUACGACAAUUAUGAAAGUGGUUACGGUUCGCCUGUGUCGAGUCGCGAGGGAGCAAUACAGUGGAAGUCACCGACCGCGGUCAACGACCAUUAUGAUGACUACAAUAACUUCGCCAAUGCCAUUGGCGAUGCUACCACUCACCAGAUUAGCGUCGAUACUAGAGUCCGCUCACCGAACCAUGAUGCCGUCGGUCGGCAUCUUCUAUAUGAAACAGCAUUGCUAGACACCCAUCACUACGAGGUGCUCGAUAUCAACGAAGUGGAUGAACUCAAAACCGAACACGAACGAUUAGACGCGCGCAUAGAGGCCGCAAGUCGCAAACUCGUGCUGGAGAAUAAGUUGAAAGAAGCUGCGCAGAACAUCCAGCGACUAUACCACUCGAAAAAGGACUCGCGGCCAGACACACCUCAGAGCCCAGGUAGCCCGAAGAAAACUCGGGGAAGCCUGUCGGGCAAUAGGGGAAGGACAAGCAGCAGCAGCGCUAGCCCAGGUGGUCACUCUGAGCAAGCUAAGGAAGAAGUCGCUCGAAGCGUCAAAACGGUGGACGAGCUCAACGAAACAAUCAAGACUUUAUUGGAGAGACGCGCUGUCGUUGAACGCAAGCUUCUCAGGCACACGGCUGCCGUGAUAGCUGAGCAGGCCACGCAGAGCACCAACACGGUUUCGGGUAAAUACCCGGACGGUCAUCAACACGCAGACGACGAUGGAACCCUAUAUACACCCAAUGAGUUUGACGGGAUUAGGGAUAUCCUGCACGGAAAGCCUGUCGGACAAGCCAAUUUCGACGGACAAAAGUUGUCCGACGAGUACGAGCAACGACUUUUGAAUAUGCAGAACAGGCUCGAGCAUUUCAAUUCGCAGUUGCGGGGAGUCAUCGUCCAGGCUGCAAAGCAAAGAGGAAACUCGAUUGAACCAGAGAUUCAAACUGAGUUCUCCCAUGAUCCCGCAGACAACCUCGAAAUUUCUCUGAACAAGCUCGAGGACAACCUUCAUAUCCUGGAGCAAGAGCAACAUGGCCAUCAGGAGUCUCGAAGUGCAAACCGUGUUGAGGAACAACUCGUAGAACUUAACACACACCUUCACAGUGUCUUGAUCAACAGUGCGAGUAAGGAUUUGACCCGUGAUCUUCAUGAACCGCCCGUUGUCGGUGGACAUGGCUAUCAGCAUCAGCUUCAAUACAUGGAAGAAUCGUUCUUCGCGCUGGAGCGAGUGCUACAGCAGCAGACAGUGCCACCUAACGAUCAAGUGUCAUCUGAAGCUCUGGAACAGGUCAACAGAAAGGCUGAUCUUCAUGCACAAAAGGCUGCUGAAUACGAGACAGUUCUCGCUGGAUUAUGGGAGAUCAUGUCUUCGGAAAAGCAAGGGCCACAGGACGGCUCGCGGAGCCCACUCACCCCUCUGAAAGAAGACUUCUCGAUCCAAGCGUUCAAUUCACGCGUUCAGCACCUGAUCGAUGUCGCAUCCAGCGCCAAAGAGCAACAAGAUAUCCUGCGCCGUCAAAUCCAGCAACAGCGUGACCUCAACGGCAAGUCUGAUAUGGAAAAAGACCGCGAGAUCGCCGAGAUGCAGAUCAAGCAUGACGAGCUCACAGACUCUCAUUCUCAAAUGCAGGAUGAGCUCACCAAGGUCAUUGUCAGUCAUCAGCAGACACAGCAAGAGGCCAGCGAAAGCCGUGCAGAGCUUGUCAAUGUCAUGGACGAGUGCGAGCGAUUGCGACAGCUUCUUCGGGAAAAGCAAACACAAUUGCAGGAACAUAACUCUCAGUUGUUGGCGCAGCAAUCUGAAGCGCAGAACAAGGACGCGCAAAUUCAACGCGACAUUGCAAGCUUGGAAACUGAAGUUGUACGCCUGACGACCGAGCUGACGGUUGCGAAAGCGGAUCUAGAAGGUGCAUACGGCACACGAGCUCAGCGCCAAAAGGAGGCGGGCGUGGCGGCUGGAGAAUUUGAAGCGUUACAAGACAACUACCGCCAGGCCACAACUGAGCUCGAGCAGCUGCGCGAACAACAUACAUUACUCGAGAACGAACUCCAGGAAAUGACGCAAGAGUUCCAAGAGAUGACAAGAGAGAGCCUUGAAUUGGAGAAGGAACGCGGCCAACUGGAAAGUUUGAUAGACGGCCUUCGCGACAGGUGUGAUGCGCUUGAAGGUCAAUUGGCGGAUGAGAAGAUGCGAUUCAUCGGUGUGAAGAGUCCAGCCAGUGGCACCGCGGAUGGCCCAGCAGUCCGAGAGAACAUGAGUGUCAUGGUAUUGAGGCAGGAAUUCAAGCGAAUGAUGCGGGAGGCACGUCUGGAAGGAGUCAAACUCAUACGGACGGAGCAAGAAGAGAGGCGGAAGCUCGAGGCCGAGUUGCGCAAAAUCCGGCAGGCUAACGGCCCUCUUGGUCGACAACACUCCAACGGACCUUUCUCCCCCACACGGUCGAAUACCGGUCUCUCAACGCCAGCAUGACGGACAUAAGCCUCAGCGCCCGGUGCGUGUCGAUGGGCCUUCUGUUCUUGGUGGCGUCUUUGAAAAACAUCUCCUCACUUUCAUGCAUUUUUAUUUCUCUAUCUUCUUACUUCAAUGUUCUCUCAGGAAGGCAACGGCGUGUCCUGGUCACAUUCUGUGGAGGACUGUGAUUGGAGUUGGUGCUCAAUUCGGGAGGAAGCAUGAGUGCUCGUUGGGUUCAUGGGCUAUCUGUAUAUGAAUCAUAGCAGGGACAGUGCGCAUUCUUUGGGAAUUGAAAAUACACAAAUGAAACAUUAUGUUUGUAUUAUAUUGUCAAGGCACAGGAAUCGGUCAGACCGGACAGAGCACUCCGAGUACUAAUCUGAUGAGUGUCACCCAUAAUAGAC